Messenger RNA from Funneliformis mosseae, 240 nucleotides. Lineage: Eukaryota; Fungi; Glomeromycota; Glomeromycetes; Glomerales; Glomeraceae. The record is from the annotation of a GenBank genome assembly.
AUGGAGAAAGGGAUACACACAUAUCUAAAUGGACUUAAGCCAGUUCUUAGUGACUUAAUUGAGGAGGAUGUCAUUGAUGACGUUUGUAUCCCCAUGUUUGUAGAAACACUUCCAAAGAUGUCUGGACCUAGGAGUAUCAACUGCUUUACGUCGAAUGCCGAGCUAAUUCAUUUGUACUUGCUGACUGGGAUUAGCAAUCAGAAACAUCCUCCUGAAAAACUGCUUCACUGGACAUUCUGA